GGCCGUUGGCAAUUGUCGCGGUCUCUGUCUCCUCGCUCGACCGUCGUCGCCGUCUUUGAUAUACUGCUGAAUUCGUCUGCACCACUGUUGUCUCAACUUGUAUGUGUAGUACCUUCGGGCUUUUUGCGACGAUUGCACUCGUUGCGGCACAUAAAUUUCUCAUUGACACACACUCGGGGUCUUGACUCCUACGGCAAAAAAAUUGCAGCAUAGAGAUCAAUAUACCGGAAAAGUUGACUUUUUAAAAAAACAUCUCAGCUCGUUUUAUAAAUUAAAAUUAAUAAAGGCUCUGAAGGAGUGAAUCAAUUUCGCUUGAGGUAGAAAAUACAAUAAAAACAAGUGUUAAGAUGGAGGGAUCCAACGGACAGAGUACUUUUAUGAAAUCUGAUCCAAUUGCCUAUCCUGUAAAAGAAGACAUUAAGGAUCCAGCAAAAACUAUUGUUCAACAUCAAGUCGCAGGAAAUGAAGUCAAAAUGCUUGUUAUUUUGAAGAGUGGGGAACAAAGACUCAUUACAUUUACUCUGGCUAAUCAUGAGUGCACAGUUGCUGAUUUAUUGGAACAAGCAAAUAUACAGGAUUCUGCACAGCCAUGCAUUUCAUUAGUAUCGGAUCCAAACUUACACUACAUUGUUAAUUUCACAGUACCGUCAUCAAAUAAUAAAAACGAAGACAAACAAUUAUUUGACGAGUCUAGAAACCAAGUUAAUGAUGGUAAAACUGCUUCGUCGACAGGUCUACCAGAUUCAACGAGCUCAAUUACAGAGUUGGCAAAACCUGCAAAGAAAAAAGUGUAUGUUAACGGUUUUCUGGCAGUUUGCUCAUAUUGUGGAAUGAAUUCACCAGACUUCAACUAUUGUAUCAGAUGUAAAAGGAAAAUACCUGAUAAAGUUAAGGCAAUGUCUAUAUCAACAGGUGUCAUAACAAAACUAGAUAACCCAUGUCUUAAUCUGCCGUUAUUAGCUCAAAAAGAAGAUUCUGCAUUAUUACAAGGAGCAGAAAUGGUUUAAAAAGAGGCAAAGAGGGAUGCAGAACAGAGCAAAUAAAAUUCAAAAAACUAGAAUGUGUAAACACAUCUUAAUGUAAAGAAAAUGAUAACUAAGCGAGAAAAUCCUAAAUAAUUUUAUUAGAACGUCUACAGUUCAAAUUUUAAAGCCAAAUUUGAAUUAUAUCAAGACUUGUGUUUGAUUAAUAAUUUAAUUAUACUCUUAUUGUUUUUAUUUAUACUGCUUUGACAAAGUACUGUAAAUAAGUAGUACAUGUAGUGUAGUUUUUACCCGUAAAAUAUUAUUAAGUUUACAAACGGCUCAUGAAAGCUCAUUGAGUAAUAAUCAUAAAAAGCUACUUUUUUAAUCUUAAACUGUUAAAAAUUUUUACUAAACGAAAUUCGAACUAAUUUUCAAGUAUUCAUCUUUAGCUUUCGAUACAAAAUUUAUGAGUUGUGUGAUUUAUCUUUGAUCGAAAAUAAAAUUUGAAUAUUGUAAGUA
Messenger RNA from Trichogramma pretiosum, 1484 nucleotides. RefSeq lists its product as uncharacterized. The coding region runs from base 348 to 1007 and encodes 219 amino acids. The record is from RefSeq and is a predicted model, not a curated record. NCBI's taxonomy places the organism in Eukaryota, Metazoa, Arthropoda, Insecta, Hymenoptera, Trichogrammatidae. The transcript is spliced from 5 exons.